Molecule: messenger RNA, 600 nt
Organism: Guyanagaster necrorhizus
Lineage: Eukaryota; Fungi; Basidiomycota; Agaricomycetes; Agaricales; Physalacriaceae
Exons: 2
Coding region: 8-256 (82 amino acids)
Source: RefSeq, a predicted model, not a curated record
GUCUGAAAUGCUUCUCUCUGACCCAAUCGCCAAGUCAAGGAGCCGCUCAGUGAAAAUUAGAUUUGAGUUCGAGGAGUACCAUAACCUGAUCACGGAUGCUUCGGUAAGAUCAAAUCAUAAACAGACACUGACUAGUAUUAGGCGCCUCAGUAUCACGUUUGAUGAAUCGGUAAAGUGCUACCUGCAGAUGACGCGUCAAUCAGAAUUCUUACAGCGAAGAGGUCGGGCACUCGGUAAAGGGACUUGGGAUGUCUGAAUUCCAUAUAGCUUUCCAGAAGACAUCAAAUGGGUCAAGCGGACGUCCUUGAAGCAACGAUGCCUGCACUGUCAAUUAUCAAUCCGAAAUCAUCGACCGGUCCAAUAAAGUCAGUUCCUUUGAAUAUGUUUAGGCUGCAUAGUUAAUAACCUCAAAUCGUUAUUUCAGUUCUCGCCGAUGAAUCAAGAUCACCACUUCAGUAUUGGUCAGUCUACGACCUGAACGGAGUGAAAAGUUCUUAUUGAGUUGGCCUUUCCUAUUUGGGUUCGUCAGACGCCACCACCUGAUGUCAACUCUCGAGGUCUCCCAUGACGAAAAUUGGCGCUCAGUAUCUUAGGCGUCUU